AACAUACGUUCUUAAUUCUUUUCAUUUACGCAAUUGCUCCUACAACCAACAUAGAUAUCCUAAAUCAACCCCCGCCCAGUCAUUUUAUACUGCGCUCCAUAAUCUUCAUAAUGCCGCUCAACACAAGACCCUUAAUAAGAGCCUCUAGGCUCAGCUCACUCGCCUGUCAACCCCAGGCCCCUCGGGCUUUCUACUCGAGCGGCGCACGACUUCCCGGAGGCACCCUCGGUGAAGCCUCUCCCGGACAAGCAGCGCCGCUCGGUCCCUAUUACGAAGCCAUCCUCAACAAACCGCAACCUAUUCCCGCAGCCAAGCCCGAAGAGCCUCCUACCUCGUCGCCUAAGUCGCCGCGGACCACCGUUAGGAAGAUACCCGCGCGGAAACCUAAAGAGAGCACUGACGAAAAGGCCGCCGUCUCGCCUUCCGGGCCUCAAACAUCUGCGCAGCCGGCCACAGCUCAGGAAAAGGCACGUAUAAUCUUUGGCUCGCGACUCGUCGGCCCAGCCGAGCGAGCCGAGCGCCUCGCCGCUAUCCGGAACCGCAGUACGCUAAUAGCCGGCGUGUUAGUCCCCCCGCGGCCAGAAGAACCCGACAACUGCUGCAUGAGCGGGUGCGUUAACUGUGUCUGGGACCGCUUUCGGGACGAUAUGGAGGAGUGGGUUGCUGCGUCGGCAAGGGCUGAAGCGGCGUUGCAGGCUCGGCAAUCGCAAACGGACCUUACUCCAGACAAUGUUGUGGAGGCUGUACGGGGCGCGGAGGAACGUAUGCCAGGCCGGGCUAGCCCGACCAGCGCAGUAUCUAUGGAUGAUGACGGUGGCGGCAGCGAGACGAACUGGAAAACGGAUCUGAAGAUGGCAGAUCAGCCCAAGAUCGCAAAGGACCUCUGGGAUGACGACUUAUACAAGAACGUCCCGGUGGGUAUUCGGGAAUUCAUGAAGCAAGAAAAGAAGUUAAAGGAAAAACACAUCAAGGAAGGGACUUUCGGCGCUUAGAGAAAAGAUGGCUACAUCAUAUAUACCCUCAUGUCGAAAAAUAGAAAAUCCGCCAAACUCCCAGGUCGUACUCAAGUCUGACUUCAUGAAAUUCCUUCCGAUAUUUCGUUAUUCUUCAGUGCUCGGUUUAUUCGGGUUGGGCUAUUAUUUCCUCGAUGUGUAUCGAGCGUGCCCUCAUGUUGUCUAUCAACAGGCCGUAUCUAUCCUACCUACCACCUACCCGGAAAGGAAA
Molecule: messenger RNA, 1224 nt
Organism: Annulohypoxylon maeteangense
Lineage: Eukaryota; Fungi; Ascomycota; Sordariomycetes; Xylariales; Hypoxylaceae
Product: oxidoreductase-like protein
Exons: 1
Coding region: 111-992 (293 amino acids)
Cellular component (GO): mitochondrion
Source: RefSeq, a predicted model, not a curated record